AGCACCCUUGUCAUACGUGGUCGCAGACUGAUGCCGUGGCACACGUGUAUUGGCGGAAGCGGCAGCGGGAGUCCCGGUGGUGGCAUGGCGUCUGGGUAGAGUCUCUUCUCCCACUCCAUAUAGAAUCAACCAUGGCGUCUGUGGUACUGAGCGAGGCGGAGAAGGUGUACGUCCUGCACGGAGUACAGGAUGAUUUACGGGUAGAUGGCAGGGGAUGUGAGGACUACAGAUGCAUUGAAGUGGAGACUGAUGUUGUGUCAAAUACCACAGGUUCUGCCCGUGUGAAAAUUGGUCACACAGAUGUCUUGGUAGGAGUCAAAGCAGAGAUGGGAACACCAAAGAUGCAGCGUCCGAGGGAAGGAUAUCUGGAAUUCUUUGUGGACUGUUCUGCUAAUGCUGCUCCAGAGUUUGAAGGCCGUGGAGGAGAGGAGCUUGGCACAGAGAUAGCGAACAUGUUCUACAAAAUAUUUGGUAACAAGAGCAGUAUUGACCUGAAGAGUCUAUGCAUCCUGCCGGGGGAGCAUUGCUGGGUCCUGUAUGUAGAUGUAUUGCUUUUGGAAUGUGGUGGAAACCUGUUCGAUACAAUAUCUAUAGCAGUGAAGGCUGCUCUCUUUAAUGCAAGAAUACCUAAAGUGCAUGUGUUGGAAGAUGAUGAGGGCACCAAAGACAUUGAACUGUCAGAUGAUCCUUACGACUGUAUGCGGCUGAACGUAGCAGAAGUCCCUUGUGUUGUCACAUUAAGCAGAAUAGGUCACCGGCAUGUGGUAGAUGCUACACUGCAAGAAGAAGCGUGUUCCUUGGCUAAUCUCCUUAUCUCUGUGACCAGCAAGGGUACCUUGACUUGUAUGAGAAAACUAGGCAAAGGAAGCCUUGAUCCUGAAAGCAUCUUCGAAAUGAUUGAGACAGGAAAGCGGGUUGCAAAGUCCUUACACUUGUCCUUACAAAGUAUUUUAAACCAAGAAGAAAGUUUAGGAAAAAAGAGACAAAAAAUCGGCUUCCUGAGGUGAUCUGUGUAAACAUUUUUUAUAUGUAAAAGCAAUAAAGAAUUAUUUUUACAUACUCUA
Messenger RNA from Pseudophryne corroboree (corroboree frog), 1064 nucleotides. It is a transcript of the gene EXOSC7, whose product is annotated as exosome component 7. The coding region runs from base 132 to 1007 and encodes 291 amino acids. The transcript is spliced from 8 exons. The record is from RefSeq and is a predicted model, not a curated record. Gene Ontology annotation, cellular component: nuclear exosome (RNase complex); cytoplasmic exosome (RNase complex). Gene Ontology annotation, biological process: nuclear mRNA surveillance; nuclear polyadenylation-dependent rRNA catabolic process; U1 snRNA 3'-end processing. Lineage: Eukaryota; Metazoa; Chordata; Amphibia; Anura; Myobatrachidae. Gene Ontology annotation, molecular function: mRNA 3'-UTR AU-rich region binding.